AUGGAGCGACAGAAAGUGGACAUGUCCCACAUGGAGACCAAGGACCAGGAACAGCAGCUGUUGGGAGACAACAAGGAGCAACAACAGGGCGAGGAGAACCACGACAAUGAAGCUGGUCUUGGGCCAGCUAGUGCCAACUGCCAAAUGAUACUAGAAGGGAAGUCAGGAUCCUACUUUUCCUCUCUGGACUCGAGCAUUGAGAUCUUGAAGAAGAGAGCUCAGGAGCUCAUCCAAAACAUCAACGAGAGCAGGCAAAAGGACCAGGCAUUCAUGGCCAACUUCAAGGACAGCCUAAAGGUUAAGGUUUCAGAUCUGACUGAGAAGUUAGAAGACAGGAUGUAUCAGAUUUACAGUCACCACAGCAAGAUAAUUCAGGAAAAGGUCCAAGAGUUCACUGAGAAAAUGGCAAAGAUCAGCUCUUUGGAAACAGAGCUCAAACAAGUGUGCCACACCAUGGAGACCAUGUACAAAGACUUGUGUUUCCAGCCUGAGGUAGGACGACUUUUGGGUGUGUGGGGGCCUGACUGCUCUGGGGGAAAAUUCCCACCACAUCCCAGUGACCCACAGCCCCCAGACCUUUUGGUUUCUGCUUUGUCUGAAACUGCUUCUCAGGUGGUUACAAGGCACUACCCCUCAGAAGACACAGGGUCAGAGGGCACAGAAGAAACUCUGGUAUGA
Molecule: messenger RNA, 678 nt
Organism: Orycteropus afer afer
Lineage: Eukaryota; Metazoa; Chordata; Mammalia; Tubulidentata; Orycteropodidae
Gene: SYCE2
Product: synaptonemal complex central element protein 2
Exons: 6
Coding region: 1-678 (225 amino acids)
Biological process (GO): synaptonemal complex assembly
Cellular component (GO): central element
Source: RefSeq, a predicted model, not a curated record